Messenger RNA from Arxiozyma heterogenica, 918 nucleotides. RefSeq names its product flavin adenine dinucleotide transporter FLX1 (gene FLX1). Gene Ontology annotation, biological process: nucleotide transport; folate import into mitochondrion. The record is from RefSeq and is a predicted model, not a curated record. The transcript has a single exon. Lineage: Eukaryota; Fungi; Ascomycota; Saccharomycetes; Saccharomycetales; Saccharomycetaceae. Bases 1 to 918 code for a protein of 305 amino acids. Gene Ontology annotation, molecular function: FAD transmembrane transporter activity; folic acid transmembrane transporter activity. Gene Ontology annotation, cellular component: mitochondrion.
AUGCCAAAGGAAUCGUGCUCUUCUUUAAAUACUUCUUCAACUUCUAAGCCUAGUGCUUUCCAUGAAUUCUUUUCUGGAUUUAUUGCUGGUUCUAUAACUUCUGUAGUGGUUCAUCCAUUUGAUUUAAUUAAAUUAAGGUUACAAUUAAAUGCAACAAACGGUAUUCAGCAGUCUUGGAUAACCAUAGUUAGGGGAUUAUGGAAGAAUCAAAAUAGAUUUUGGUUGUCUACAUUGUACAGAGGUGUAACUAUAAAUGCAUUGGGUAAUUCUAUCGCAUGGGCUUUAUACUUCGGUAUCUAUCGAUCUUUUAAAGAUCAAUUGAUUUCAUUCACUGGUGGCACUUCAUCUGUUUCGCUAUCAUGGGUCUAUUUGGCCUCUGGAACUUCAGCUGGAAUCACAACAUCUAUCUUAACUAAUCCAAUAUGGAUCUUAAAGACUAGGAUAAUGGCACAAAAUAAAUCGUUGAAUGGAAAUGUAGGUUAUGAUAAUAUAAUAUCGAGUAUACGUAAAAUUAAAAAAGAUCAUGGUUGGGGAAUUUGGAAAAUUGGUAUUGUCCCAUCCAUCCUUGGUGUAUCUCAGGGUGCCGUAUAUUUUAUGGUCUAUGAUAGUUUGAAGAGUUAUCGCUUUAAUAAAUUGAACAAACAAAAAUUGGAUACUUUGGAGAUCUUAUCCAUCACUUCCAUAUCUAAAAUGAUUUCAAUGUCGUUGGUUUAUCCGUUACAGUUGCUUAAAUCUAACCAACAAAGUUUAAACGCUACAAACUGUAAAGAAUAUAAAUACAUAAGACAUUUGAUCCCAUUAAUUAUUAGACAAAAUGGUGUGUUUGGAUUAUAUAAAGGUUUAUUUACCAAUUUAUUGAAGUCUGUACCAUCGACUUGUUUAACGUUCUAUAUCUAUGAAACUGUAAAUAAUCUCUAA